This is a messenger RNA of Phyllopteryx taeniolatus (common seadragon), 2706 nucleotides long. It is a transcript of the gene ppp2r5a, whose product is annotated as protein phosphatase 2, regulatory subunit B', alpha isoform. Gene Ontology annotation, molecular function: protein phosphatase activator activity. Gene Ontology annotation, biological process: signal transduction; protein dephosphorylation. Gene Ontology annotation, cellular component: cytosol; protein phosphatase type 2A complex; nucleus. The transcript is spliced from 13 exons. The record is from RefSeq and is a predicted model, not a curated record. Bases 970 to 2454 code for a protein of 494 amino acids. NCBI's taxonomy places the organism in Eukaryota, Metazoa, Chordata, Actinopteri, Syngnathiformes, Syngnathidae.
UUCGUGAUUGGUUGAUGGAGACAUCAGUCAUGAACCCGUCAAGCAAUGCAGUGAGUCUACCUAACAGUACUGUAGGUCGAAACACAACGACACAGCGGUGCUGCUGGGGUUGUUUAUGGCUGCCGACUCGUUGCGGGCGUUUGACAAUUUGACACAUCGAAGAAAAUAUUUCGCAUUAGCGGGAGGUGUCGAAAGGUAAUCACAAUCGUCAUUUCGGUAGGGGACGUAAGUAAGACCGUGUGGCACCACUGGGCACGGGGCUAACUUUUAAGCGUUCAAGGCGUAGAGGGAAUUUGAACUUCAUCGACCGCGAGUGAAAAUACUCAGCAACAAAAGCGGCCUGUGAACUCUCAUUUUCUUUUUCCUCUUGUGUGAAGAGCCACACGGCUUACAUGGAGCUACUACUUUUUUCGCCUUGGAUCUCGAUCGUGGAGGAAUCUGUAGUACAGUGUCCACCAAAGUCGGCUAUGCUAACAAGCAAGGCAAGCUAGGUGGCUGUUAGCUACAGUGGUCGUAUAUUCACACCUCUCGCCAACUUUACCGCUGGAAUGCAAUUGGAUUUGUAGGGUAUAGGUCGCUAUGUUAUAACUAUUUAAACGAAAUUACGCACCGAGAAAGUCCACGACCAUUUUUUUCACACCCGAGUGACUUGUUGGCUGCUCUAAAGGGGCUAUGUCGAGUUUGGUUAUUUUUGUUUGCCUGUCGAAGAUCGUUUCCAGAAAACAGCAAGCUGAACAUAAGAUGCCGCGUCCUCAACACCGACACAGAAUGUCGGAGCACGCUGAGUAACGUCGCAGUUUUUUGACAGGAGGCGAGCGUCAAGUUGCGCAGGUUGCUCCACAUUUUUGUGCGGAUGCGAACCCUUGGGGGGAGGGGGGAAACACACUGAGGAGAAGACCUUGUUUUUGCGAAUCUGACAAGGAGGGCUACGCCGGUCGUCCUCAGGCUGUUGUCGCCUCCCGCAUCAAAAUGUCGGCCAUCUCUGCAUCAGAGAAAGUGGACGGAUUUACGAGAAAGUCUGUUAGGAAGGCGCAGAAACAGAGAAAAUCUCCAAGCUCGUCUCAAUACAGGACUCAGAUCGCCCCGGUGGAGCUUUCGACGCUGCCUCAGCUCAAAGACGCUCCCUCCACUGAGCAGCAGGAACUUUUCACCCAGAAACUCCAGCAGUGCUGCAUGCUCUUUGACUUCUUGGACUCUGUGACGGAUCUGAAGAGCAAGGAGAUCAAGAGAGCCACACUGAAUGAGCUUGUGGACUAUGUGUCCACCAACAGAGGAGUGCUUGUUGAAUCUGCAUACCCAGACAUCACCACUAUGAUAAGCACAAACAUAUUCCGUACACUUGCACCAAGUGACAACCCAGAUUUUGACCCGGAGGAGGAUGAACCCACUCUAGAAGCUUCAUGGCCUCAUAUCCAACUCGUCUAUGAGUUUCUACUGCGUUUUCUUGAGAAUCCGGACUUCCAGCCCAGUAUUGCGAAACGCUACAUUGAUCAGAAAUUUGUACUCCAGCUUCUUGAACUGUUUGACAGUGAGGAUCCAAGGGAGAGGGACUUCCUGAAGACUAUCCUGCAUCGGAUUUAUGGAAAGUUCCUCGGGUUACGAGCCUUCAUCAGGAAGCAGAUUAACAACAUCUUCUUGCGGUUCAUCUAUGAGACUGAACAUUUCAACGGAGUUGCUGAGCUCCUAGAAAUUCUGGGAAGCAUCAUCAAUGGGUUUGCGCUGCCUUUGAAGGCAGAACACAAACAGUUCCUAAUGAAGGUGCUCAUCCCAUUACACACAGCGAAGGGACUGGCCCUCUUUCAUGCUCAGUUGGCAUACUGCGUGGUCCAGUUCCUGGAAAAGGAUCCAACACUAACUGAACCGGUGAUCCGAGGCUUGCUGAAGUUUUGGCCCAAGACCUGCAGCCAGAAAGAGGUGAUGUUCCUGGGUGAGAUUGAGGAGAUUUUGGAUGUCAUUGAACCUACGCAGUUCAAGAAAAUCCAAGAACCAUUGUUCAAGCAGAUCUCCAAAUGUGUGGCCAAUCCCCACUUUCAGGUAGCAGAGCGCGCACUGUACUUCUGGAAUAAUGAGUACAUUCUCAGUCUCAUCGAGGAGAACAUCGACAAGGUCCUCCCCAUCAUGUUCUGUAGCCUGUACAGAAUCUCCAAAGAGCACUGGAACCCGACCAUCGUAGCUCUCGUCUACAAUGUGCUGAAGACGCUGAUGGAGAUGAACUGUACACUCUUUGAUGAGUUGACCUCCUCCUAUAAAUCUGACCGGCAAAGGGAAAAGAAGAAGGAGCAGGAGCGUGACGAGCUGUGGAGGAAGCUGGACGAGCUGAGGCUCAGCAACAGCACUCUAGAACAGAACAACAGCCACAAGCUCCUAAGUGUCCAGAACAACAACAAGAGUAGCAAUAAUAAUAACCAGGACAGGGCCGCUUACGCUGCAAACGUAGGUCAUGGCAGCCAGUGAGAGCAACCCACGUGCCAAAAGAUACUCUGUGUUAGCUUUUAACACUUGGCUUUAAUGGAUUGACGCCUCGUGCACGACUUGUCGGGAAAGAAUGAACAAAGAUGGGAAAAAGACAAACGACACCUCAGCAUUCUGUGCCUCACAGAAAAGAUUUGAUGUUACCGCCAGUAUAUUGUUGAGUUGUCUGCUCUUGUUGUAUUCAGUGUACAUGUUCCAUGGUCAUGUGGGAGAGAAAAAUAUGACUUGAAUUCA